This is a messenger RNA of Fukomys damarensis (Damara mole-rat), 4433 nucleotides long. RefSeq names its product endosome-lysosome associated apoptosis and autophagy regulator family member 2 (gene Elapor2). The record is from RefSeq and is a predicted model, not a curated record. Lineage: Eukaryota; Metazoa; Chordata; Mammalia; Rodentia; Bathyergidae. Gene Ontology annotation, biological process: positive regulation of BMP signaling pathway. The transcript is spliced from 20 exons. Bases 27 to 2705 code for a protein of 892 amino acids.
AAAGAUUACCACUUCGAGUACACGGAAUGCGACAGCAGUGGCUCCAGGUGGAGGGUCGCCAUCCCCAACUCUGCCGUGGACUGCUCCGGCCUGCCCGACCCCGUGAGAGGCAAAGAGUGCACUCUUCCUGGGUCCCUCGUGGAAACUACAUCGAGUCCAAUCGUGACGACUGCACGGUGUCGCUGAUCUAUGCUGUGCACCUGAAGAAGUCUGGUUUCGUCCUCUUCGAGUACCAGUACGUCGACAACAACAUCUUCUUUGAGUUCUUUAUUCAGAAUGAUCAGUGCCGGGAGAUGGAUUCUACCAUGGACAAGUGGGUGAAGCUCACGGACAACGGAGAGUGGGGCUCUCACUCCGUGAUGCUGAAGUCGGGCACAAACAUCCUCUACUGGAGGACCACAGGCAUCCUCAUGGGCGCCAAGGCCAUCAAGCCCGUGCUGGUGAAGAACAUCACCAUUGAAGGGGUGGCUUACACCUCCGCGUGCUUCCCCUGUAAGCCUGGCACAUUCAGCAACAAGCCAGGCUCCUUCAGCUGCCAGCCAUGUCCCAGAAACACCUACUCGGAGAAGGGGGCCACGGAGUGCGUGAGGUGUGAUGGUGACUCCCAGUUUUCAGAGGAAGGAUCCAGCGUGUGUACGGAGCGCCCUCCCUGCACCACGAAGGACUACUUCCAGAUCCACACGCCCUGUGACGAGGAAGGCAAGACACAGGUCAUGUACAAGUGGAUAGAGCCCAAAAUCUGCAGGGAGGACCUCACUAAUGCCAUUCGACUGCCCCCUUCUGGAGAGAAGAAGGACUGUCCUCCCUGCAACCCAGGAUUCUACAAUAACGGAUCGUCUUCCUGUCACCCCUGUCCCUCUGGGACGUAUUCAGAUGGCACAAAGGAGUGCAGACCCUGUCCUGCAGGAACGGAGCCAGCCCUGGGGUUUGAGUAUAAAUGGUGGAAUCUCCUUCCUGGCAACAUGAAGACCUCCUGCUUCAAUGUGGGGAACUCCAAGUGUGAUGGCAUGAAUGGUUGGGAGGUGGCUGGAGACCAUAUCCAGAGUGGAGCUGGAGGUUCUGAUAAUGAUUACCUGAUCCUAAACCUGCACAUCCCAGGGUUUAGACCUCCAACGUCCCUGACGGGGGCCGCAGGCUCGGAACUGGGGAGGAUAACGUUUGUCUUCGAGAUGCUGUGUUCUGCCGAUUGCGUUCUCUACUUCAUGGUGGAUAUUAAUAGAAAAAGUACCAAUGUGGUGGAAUCAUGGGGUGGAACCAAAGAAAAACAGGCGUACACCCACCUCAUCUUCAAGAACGCCACGUUCACGUUCACCUGGGCCUUCCAGAGGACCAACCAAGGCCAGGAUAACAGACGGUUCAUCAAAGACGUGGUGAAGAUCUAUUCCAUCACAGCCACUAAUGCGGUUGACGGUGUGGCAUCUUCCUGCCGUGCCUGUGCCCUGGGCUCUGAGCAUUUGGGCUCUUCAUGUGUCCCCUGCCCUCCAGGCCACUACAUUGAGAAGGAAACCAACCAGUGCCAAGAGUGUCCACCCGACACCCACCUUUCCACCCACCAGGUCUAUGGUCAGGAGGCCUGCAUUGCCUGUGGGCCUGGGAGCAAGAGCACCCAGGACCACUCAGUUUGCUACAGUGACUGCUUUUUCUACCAUGAAAAAGAAAACCAGAGCUUGCACUAUGACUUCAGCAACCUGAGCAGCAUGGGCUCAUUAAUGAACGGCCCCAGCUUCACCUCCAAAGGAACCAAAUACUUCCACUUCUUCAACAUCAGUCUGUGUGGGCAUGAGGGGAAGAAAAUGGCUCUCUGCACCAACAACAUCUCAGACUUCACUGUGAAGGAAACGGUGGCAGGCUCAGAUGACUACGCGAAUCUGGUCGGAGCGUUUGUGUGCCAGUCGACAAUUAUUCCUUCUGAAAGCAAGGGUUUCCGGGCAGCCUUAUCUUCCCAGUCCAUCAUCUUAGCAGAUACGUUUCUAGGAGUGACAGUUGAAGCCACACUGCAAAAUAUUAAUAUAAAGGAAGAUAUGUUCCCUGUCUCAGCAAGCCAAAUGCCUGAUGUGCACUUCUUUUAUAAGUCUUCCACAGCUACAACGUCUUGUCCUGAUGGCCGGUCCACUGCUGUGAAGAUGAGGUGCAGCCCUGCGAGAGCGGGGGCAGGCGUGAUCUCUGUCCCCAGCAGGUGCCCAGCAGGCACCUGUGAUGGGUGUGCCUUCUACUUCCUGUGGGAGAGCGCUGAGGCCUGUCCUCUGUGCACGGAGCACGACUUCCACGCCAUCGAGGGCGCCUGCAAGCGAGGGCUGCAGGAAACCCUGUACGUGUGGAAUGAGCCUAAAUGGUGCAUUAAAGGGAUUUCUUUGCCUGAGAAAAAGCUGUCAACCUGUGAAACCAUUGACUUUUGGCUAAAAGUGGGAGCUGGAGUGGGAGCUUUCACAGCUGUUUUGCUGGUGGCCCUAACUUGCUACUUCUGGAAAAAGAAUCAAAAAUUGGAGUACAAAUAUUCGAAGCUAGUGAUGACGACAAACUCGAAGGAGGGUGAGCUCCCAGCUGCAGACAGCUGUGCCAUCAUGGAAGGGGAAGAGAAUGAAGAGGAAGUCAUGUGUUCCAACAAGCAGUCGCUCCUGGGAAAACUCAAAUCUUUUGCAACAAAGGAAAAAGAAGAACACUUUGAAUCUGUUCAACUGAAGUCCUCACAACCCCCCAAUAUAUGAAGAGGCUGUGCUGUAGGCCUCGCAAGGAGGGGAGACCUGCUCCCCAGCUGUGCAGGACCGUGGUUGGAACCUGUCCUCCAAUGGCCAGGCAUCCCCCGGGGCCGCGCUGCCGAGAGGGAAGAAGGUUGCUGAUUGCCUCACCACACACUCCAGGACCUUGCCAGACCAAGGAAUGUGAAUGAAAUGGAGCUCGGCUGCAGAAAAGCUUAACUCAGGAAGAGAUUACUGCAUGGCGUGACUGACACCCGCCGUACUCAGCGCUGGGGUGUGGCGUGUGGCGUGUGGCGUGUGGCGUGGGGCAGCGGGCGACCAUCCUCUGUCUCUGUCCAUGCAGCAAGUGUGCUCUGGAGCGUGGAGGCAAGCACGUGCCUGUGAUCUCGUUUAUGUCUUGUCUUUGUUUAUAUUUUGGAAAAGAUUGGAAAAGUUUUCUAAGGUAUAAUUAUUUUUCCCAUUAUUUAUUUUCCCAACAGACCUUAAAUCAUCUUUUCUAUUAAAAAUGGCAAGCAAUGAAAGACAAUAAACUUUUCAUUUUUAUAGGGCGUUUUCUCUUGAUUUCAGAAACUUAAAUUAUCAGUAGUAGUUUAGGGGAAAUUAGCAUGUACUUGGGUUAUUUCCUUCUAAUUGCCUUUGAAAUUCCAUCCUUGUUGGAACUGGUAAGAAGAGUUUGACCAAAAGCUUGAAGGAAUGUUUAUCAAAAUGUAAAAGGCAAUGAGAAUGCUUGACUUGCAUUAAUACCCAGAAGGUGGUAGGCUUCACACCUAGGUAUCUAGAGCUAAAGAAGGAGAGCCUGCUCGUCAGUCACUUACACAGUCAUGAAGAGUGAUGUGAGUGCCUGUCCCUAAGCACCGACACUCAGCAAGGUAUUGGGGUGAGUGGUAGUCUCCAGAGGACGGAUGUGGGACAGUUCCCCAGGUCAGGCACCAGAGGUUAUAUUGUUAUUUUUCUGCUGCAAGACUUUGAGGAUUAUGAUGGUCUGGGGAGCAUCUUUUUACAUCCAUAAGGCAGGAAUUCAAUUUUGGAAAAUACAUAAUUGUGUUCAUGAUGAGAAUGCAGAUGUACCAUAAGCACCUGUGAAUGAAGUGUCAUUUUUAUUCAAAAGUGACUCAGAAAAUUGUGAUAUUUUUUAUAACGGGUUACUAGUAUUCAUAUGAAAUAUUUGUUGGAAAGAAGUUCCAAUGUUCAAAAAAGUUUGAAGAUGGAUUUGACCAAUUUUGUAUAAACUUUGUUUAGAAGUGGGAAAGGGGAUUUUCCUAGCAUUACUGACCUAAGGUGCCCCAGUUGUUUCCAAUAAACAGUGAUCUUUGUGGGUCUUCAUCCAGAUUUUGCAAUGGCUGUGACUGGCUGGAGUGGCAGGGCAUAUGGGUGGCUCCUGACAAGUGUGUCAUAGGCGUUCCCACGAAGGGUGCCUUGUAACGUGGGACUCUGCAGUAGUGUCUUCAUUGCUGUGAACAUUGGGAGGAAAACAGCUCUGUUUCUUGAAAAUUGGGUGAGAUGCUAGACUGUUUUGCUACUGUGGAAUAGAUGAUCAUUUGUGUAGUCUUCACUGUUGUUUAUGGGUAUAGGUGAAGUCACCAUAAUUUUAUUCUUAAUCGUGGGACUGGAGGGUGUCAUUAAGCAACAAAACUUCUUGAACCAUUUAUAAAGCAGAAACUAUUUUGGCACUGUUCAUUUUUGUCCUGUGACCAGAGUAUUGGCAUGUCUUUCCCCAUGUUGAUGGAAAUUUACCCA